AGACCCACGCGAAAGAGGAAGCGAGCAGCGAGGAGGCGGGAGCGGAGGCCGGGCAGCGGCUGGGGAGAGGGGGCGAGCGAGCCCAGAGGCGGAACUGCCGAGCCAGCCGCCGCCGCCGCCGCACGCUGCCCGUGUGGCUCCGGCACAGAGACCCGGCAUCAGCCCGGCUGCCCCGGCGUCCCGAGCGGAGCCUCCCCGAUCGCGCUCCGCCUCCCUUCCCGGCUCCAGCCCCGCAGCCGAGCAGCGAUGCAGGCGCUGGCCCUGGCGCUCUGUGCCCUGCAGCUGUGCCCAGCUGUGCUGGGCGGCCGCUGGGGGCAGCCCUUCCUGGUGGAGAGGCCUCAGUCCCGGCGGCUGAGCAAGCUUGGUGGCUUCUCGUGGAAGAACUGUGGCAAUGGGACCGAUCCCUUUAUGAUUAAGAGUCUGUCCGUAGCUCCGGACCCGAUCCACAUCCCCGGGAACCUGAAAGUCAGCGUGGCGGUUUCCAGUGAAGCUGACAUCAGCUCACCUCUGAAGGCGGUGCUUACCGUGGAAAAGAACAUAGUUGACAUAUGGAUAAAGAUCCCCUGCGUGGACGAGAUCGGGAGCUGCACGUAUGAUGGCCUUUGCAGAAUCCUGGACAACGCCAUCCCCCCCGGAUCACCAUGCCCCGAGCCUCUGCUCAGCUACGGCAUCCCCUGCCACUGCCCCUUCAAACCGGGCUCCUACUCCCUGCCAUCCAGUGAGUUCUACUUGCCCAUCAUACAGUUGCCCUCCUGGCUGACUAAUGGCGACUACCGCGUCCAGGUUGUCCUGAGCAGCGGUGCCAAGCAGCUCGCCUGUGUCCAGGUGGCCUUGUCCCUCCACUCCGAGUGAGGCUGGCCAGCCCUGCCCGACCACGAGCCCACCCCCCGCUGCAGGCUGCCGCGUUUCCUUGCUCUUCUCUCUGGCGGAGACACACACCAGAGCCGGUUGGCAGCUCUCUUCCUCCUUCUGCUGCCUCUUGCUGCCGCCUGCCCUCACAGCUGCUGCUUGCCCUUUCCCGCCUCUGUUCGCCCUUCUCCCGCUCAGAAAAAGGGCCAAUGGUGGGGGGGGGGGGUGGCAGGGGGAGGCCUUUGUCUUCUGUGCAGGGUGGACUUAGAGGUGGGCAAGGUUGGCAGAUGGGUUGGGUCCCUCCUGAUCCUGAUUCAAAGCCUGUUGAAGUCAAUAGGAGCCUUUCCAAGGGUCCGGCUCCUAGCGAGGAGACUUGAGUCUUUGUCACAGUCCCUAAAAUUGCAGCCCUACUUGUUGCAUUUCCCAGCAGGGCUUAGAUCCCUUCCCUCCACCCCUCUCCCGGUCCUGGUCGGCUGCGCACCAUUCACCAUGCCAGCUUUGGGCUGAUUCCCUGAAGUCAAUAGACCCCCCCCCAUUGAUUUCAGGCCCGUAGGGAUCAGGCCCAUAGGGAGGCACUCAGCACUAAACAGAACUGCCCAUCACAGUUGCUGUUUGAUUCCCAGCUGCGCUUUGCUGGGGAACGCCCCGCACUGCAGCGCUAUGUGCUGGAUGGCCAUAUGGGUCUUUUCUGCCCCAGACUUCUCUGAUCCUAGGAAAUAUCAGGUUAAACUGCUGGCUCGGGUCCAAUGCUGAGUCUUUCCGUCAUAUCGUAGUGGUGGCUCCAGCUUUCCGGAGCUGCGUUCCAGGCCAGAAUGUCCCCUGUGCACGCACUCGCCUUGAGGGAGUUGUAUCGCUGUGCUACAAGCCAGCCUGGGGGCGGGGCGGGGGUCUAGUUUGAUUAUUUCCCCACAUAUGUAAUGAAAUUGCAUUCUUCAUGUUGCUUAAUGCCUCCUUCUCCACCCCCUCCAGUCAGUAACAAUGGGAGGGCCUGGUAGCCCUCCAGCUGACUGGUGUAAACAAAAUGGGGUGUCACAAUAUUCCACCCAUUGAGUGGCCUAGUUAACCUCUACCGUCCCAGGGGGUUUUGCCAUCUGUUGGCUGGGGUGUGGGGCUGUUUUUGUUUGUCUGGUUUUUUUUAAAAUAUCACACAGGGAAUUUUAGAAUACAAAACUGAAGGAAGAAAAUAGAAAGAAAUAAUUCUUGUAAACAAUCAGUUGGAAAAAGGAAAAGAGGCUUAUAGCUGGCUGCCCCUCUCUGCAAUGUGGGGGUUGAUUGCCGGUCAGGAGUGCCGUCUUGUAUACUUUGAGGGUGCAAGCCCCCUCCAGGAAUGUGUGCCCCAACACUUGACUGGAGAGAUGCACGUGCAAGCCCCCUCCAGGCAUGUGUGCCGUGACACUGGACUGGAGAGAUGAGAUGUUCAUUCUUACUGGCCACUGCUGGAGACGGGAUACUGGGCUAGAUGGACCAUUGGUCUAUCUUGGGGUGGCACUUCUUAUGUUUCUGAGUCAACCUGGGCAGCAGCAGCAGGAAACCUGUCAACACGAAGAGCUGUACAGCUAGCACUGAAUUCUCUGACAACAAAUAACCUUCCUAAACAGGACCACGCUGGACCAGGUCCAUUCCGAAGAAAUCAUUGCUUAUGGUAAUAUGAGGCGAGCCGGGAGGGUGGGCAUCGCCAGCCAAAGAGACAGAUCUUCAACAGCAUGGACAUUAUCUCUCGCCCAUGUCUGCAUUGAAAAAAGGGGAACAAACCAAGAAAGCAAUGUACUAAUAUUCUCACUACCAGGGGACCAAAUGACACAUUCUGCUCUGGGCGUCUCCUACUCUAAAAAGGAUGUGGUUGUGAUGGCUUGAACCAAAGGAACAAUUUGAUUGGCUGAUGAGGAUUCCAAGCAGUGUAAUUAUGAAAUUGAAAAUCGCCCGACUGAACUUCUCGAUCACAGUGUUAGAGUGACCAUUUCUUAAAGGUGCUAACCCAUCGUGAGGCAGGCAGUCACACCGCCAUGUCCUGGGCAGAGGAACAAAUGAGUUUAGAACUUCUUAGGUUUGCAGCCAGCAUAUUUAGCAGCUACAGCAAAGUACUGGUGCACCCGAAAAUGUGCUGAUCAGACUUUCUACAGGGCGUGGUUCAUCGGUCUAGGGAGAAGA
Molecule: messenger RNA, 2997 nt
Organism: Mauremys reevesii (Reeves's turtle)
Lineage: Eukaryota; Metazoa; Chordata; Testudines; Geoemydidae
Gene: GM2A
Product: GM2 ganglioside activator
Exons: 4
Coding region: 247-852 (201 amino acids)
Biological process (GO): lipid transport; ganglioside catabolic process
Cellular component (GO): cytoplasmic side of plasma membrane
Molecular function (GO): enzyme activator activity; lipid carrier activity
Source: RefSeq, a predicted model, not a curated record